Messenger RNA from Ornithorhynchus anatinus (platypus), 5153 nucleotides. RefSeq names its product heparan sulfate glucosamine 3-O-sulfotransferase 3B1-like. Lineage: Eukaryota; Metazoa; Chordata; Mammalia; Monotremata; Ornithorhynchidae. Bases 20 to 1198 code for a protein of 392 amino acids. The record is from RefSeq and is a predicted model, not a curated record. The transcript has 3 exons. Gene Ontology annotation, molecular function: [heparan sulfate]-glucosamine 3-sulfotransferase activity.
CGGACCCCGCGGGCCGCCCAUGGGGCAGCGCCUGAGCGGAGGAGGCGGGGGCGGCGGGAGCCCGUGCCUCGAUGUCCCCGGCUUCUCCUGCGCCCCGCAGCCCCCGCCCCCGCCGCCGCCCCCGCCGCCCCCGCCGCCCCCGGUGAGGAGGAGGAGGCUGGUGCUGCCCCUCGCCAUGCUCUGCCUGUGGCUCUACCUCUUCUACUCCUGCGCCGGCUCCUGCGCCCCCGCGCCCGGGCUCGGACUCCUGGGGCCCGCGCCGCGCCUGCCCGCCCGCCCCCCGCCCGGGACCCCCGCCGGCCUCCCGCGGCCCCCCUCGCCGGGCCCGGAGGAGGAGGAGGUGCGGGGGCCGGGGCUCGGCGGCCGGGUCCCGGCCGCCCAGCGCCCCGGCGCCCUGUCCAGCUUCUUCAGCGGGUCCGGGAGCCAGCAGCUGCCCCAGGCCAUCAUCAUCGGGGUGAAGAAGGGGGGCACCCGGGCCCUGCUGGAGUUCCUGCGGGUCCACCCGGACGUGCGCGCCGUGGGCGCCGAGCCCCACUUCUUCGACCGCAGCUACCACAGGGGCCUCGGCUGGUACAGAGACCUGAUGCCGCGCACGCUGGAGGGCCAGAUCACCAUGGAGAAGACCCCCAGCUACUUCGUCACCAAGGAGGCCCCCGCCCGCAUCUCGGCCAUGUCCAAGGGCACCAAGCUGAUCGUGGUGGUCCGCGACCCCGUGACCCGGGCCGUCUCGGACUACACCCAGACCCUGUCCAAGCGGCCGGACAUCCCGCCCUUCGAGAGCCUGACCUUCCGGAACGGGACGGCGGCGGGCCCGGUGGACGCCUCCUGGAGCGCCGUCCAGAUCGGCAUCUACGCCAAGCAUCUGGAACGCUGGCUCCGCCACUUCCCGCUCCGUCAGAUGCUCUUCGUCAGCGGCGAGCGGCUCGUCGGCGACCCGGCCGGGGAGCUGGCCCGCGUCCAGGACUUCUUGGGGCUCAAGAGGAUCGUCACCGACAAGCACUUCUACUUCAACAAGACCAAGGGCUUCCCGUGCCUGAAGAAGGCCGAGGGCAGCGGCCGGCCGCACUGCCUGGGCCAGACCAAGGGCCGGACGCACCCCGCCAUCCGGCCCGAGGUGCUGCGCCGACUGCGGGACUUUUACCGGCCCUUCAACAGGAAGUUCUACCAGAUGACCGGGCAAGACUUCGGCUGGGACUGAGGGGGACCCCCCCGGGAUCUGCGGGGAGGGGAAGGGGCUCCCCCGUGCAACAGUGGCUUAGCGAGCGAGCGAGAGAAUAUAUAUGUAUGUAAAAUGUACAGAAAUCUAUUUUAUAAUAAUUUAUUUUUAAUUCUCCAGCAAUUAAUUCACUAAAGCUGCCUAGCCACCCUCCUCUCUUAGCGCACGACUCCAUAACCUGUUAACAUUCCAGAGCGUUUAACUCUAACCCUUUCGUCUCACCUCUUGCUCCUCUUCCCCGCGGACCUGGUGGUGUUUUCGUUUUCGUAGUCGCAGUGUUUUAAACGAGAAAGAAGAAGAUGAAGAAGAAAAAAAAAAGCACAAGUUCUGUUUUUCUUUUCCUUACGGGUAUUAGGUCUUCCCUCAUCACUGUCCGCCAACCUCUCGACUCUAUUUGCCCCGGGUUCCUCGCUCCCGGUGGCACUGCCGUCUGUACCCGGAGAGAUGUCGCCCCCCUGCCCGGCGGGAGCUUCCGGCGGAUUUACUUCCUCUGAGGGAAGGCCGGCAGCCCCUCUGCCAUUGUGAACUGUCGCUUCCGUCCAAUUUUGAUUUUGCCCCCAACUCCCAGGGUGUUCUGCUCCCCCCUCAGAUGCCAACCCCGGCUGAAACUCUGCACAGACUUUGGCUAACUCCCUUUCACCAAGCUGUCGAGCGGCUGUGGAAAUACUCAGAGAGAUCCGCUGCUCGUUUCCCCCCUUGGGAAGGGCCUGAAGGUCGGGCACUGAUGCAAAGCACUCAGCUUUGACACACCAAAGAAAACCAGGCCUGGUAGAGGGUGGUGGUUGAAAUCGGGGGGGAUGGAGCCCGAAGGGGCGGGGAAGAGUUCACCCCCCGAUGGAGGACUGGGUCUUCUGGGGCUUUAUCAGAGGUCAUAAAAGGGAAGCAGCGUGGCCUAGCGGAAACAGCCCGGGCCUGAGAGUCGGAAGCUCUGGGUUCUAAUUCCGGCUCCGCCGCUUAUCCGCCGCGUUUCCGUGGGCCAGCCGGUUCGCUUCUCUGUGCCUCAGUUCCCCCAUCUGUAAAAGGGGGAUCGAUUCAAUACGCCCUUCUAGACUGUAAGCUCGGUGCGGGCAGGGAACGUGUCUACUAACUCCGCCGUAUUGUACUCUCCCAAGCGCCCAGAGUUAGCUUUCAAUAAAUGUGAUUUCGAGUGACUGAUUGACAAGACCCUAGCCUGAGAACAGGUUCGUCUGCAAGUCCGGCCGUUCUCCGUCGAGGGAGUGGCUUCAAUCUAGAAGCGAGUGGUAGUGUGAGAGUGGCCUGGAGAUGCAGGUGUGUGGGGCCAUCCAGGUAGGAUAAGCUUGCACCGUAUCCUUCUGCAGUCACUCCAGCCGCUCACUUAAGUUCCUGUGCAAUACGCUGAUCCAGAAUCCCCUAGGGCCUGGAAUUCAGCACCGUCCCCGGGGCAGAAUUUUCUCCUCCCCGUCCUAACUCCACUGAGAUGGCAACUGCUGAUCACUUAAUUACCGUUUCCUGGCACCGGAGUAAGGCUGCAGUAAGUAUCAUGUAACUCCAGGGUAAAUAUGCGGUUAUUUUUGUCAUCCUCCUCCUGAAACGGAGCGCUCAAAUGAUAGGGCAAUUACUUUUGGAUUAAAUGCACCUAUCGUAGAACCUAAAGGAGCAUUUGAAAUACAAGUCAGAUGGGAGUGUCGGGGUAUUUGCCGAGCAAGAUGGAGGAUGAGUAUUUGCAUGAGACGUGUGUAUAAACGCAACACUCCCAAACUACACACCGGAGGAACCGAAUACCCAGGGAGAGGGGUAGGGAACACGGAUGCUUCGCGUACCCACCUGUGGAUUCGGAUGUAAAUGCGGGAAGCUCGACUCAGAACGUGGUCACCUGAAAGAUCCUCGUGUCGGAAUGUUCUUUGAUGGGCCACUGCUGAAACACCUGACGUGAGGGCUAUUGCUAGCCCAGUCUCUCCCUUCACCAUCCGGACCCCUCGACUGAAACAGAGACAUCCAGUAAAUGUCGGUGGGUCUGGGCGUGGAUCCUUUCCAAAGUAAGGAUUUCGAGGCUUUCCCCCCAAAAAGCAAACCGACCUAGAGAAAAGUCAUUUAGCUUGUCCCCCGUAUCCUGACAUCCUCUUCCCCCUCCCUUAAGCGGGAGAAGGCAUAACGUCAGAAUACCAUAUGGACUCAUAUAAUCAUGAUUUUUGGUCACCUCAAAAGCAGGGGGAUGGCUAUUACAUGGAGAAUUAAGUCUUGCAUUAAGGGAGCAGGAGAGAAAAAGAGAAGGAAAAAGGAGAGGAAGAAGUUAACCGGGGACUUGAGACGGUAUGUUUUUGUUCUGUUGCACUCUCCCAGGUGCUGUGUGCGUUAAUUGCUCAGUGAACCAACCCUGCCCACCCUCUCUUCCUAUCCCGGUUUCCUGGACUGCAGCAUGAAUGCAUCCUGACGUUCUUCUCCCUACCACGUAGAUUCCCCAACUCUGAGAACUUUCAUCUGUGACGUUCCGACCCAAUAUGUCUUCUCACCCCACCCACCGUCACCGUUGACAAAAUUUCCCCCGCGAAAAUCUUGGGAGAGGCCAGAUUAGGCGGCAGAGGCAAUUAUGAGAGUGAAUAUGGUCAUUGGAGAGGGGUUCUGAGCUCAGAGAAUCCCCACAUCGGGUUUCUGCCGGGUGUUUUUUUUGGAAAAAAACGAUGCAGCCCAUUAGCAGAAUGACUUCCGUUUCGUCCAGGUUUCUCUCUCGGCCCUCAAGAACGAGAGCAAGGUGAGAGUUUCCCAAGUGCGCGAUGUCACUUGGGCACGUGCGCCGAAAUGGAGCAGAAUUAUUUUCAGGAUUGGAUCGAUGAUCCCAAACAAAAGUCACCAGCCGGCGCUGCUGUCCUAGAACAAAGUUUACUCUGAAAAAUAGACGAUCCAAGUACUGAACGCAGCAUCCAUCGGAGCCUGUUAACUUGAAUUUUUUAUUGACUGAGGAGAAGGCGUUUGUUCCGUAGUAAAACAUCACUCUUCCGUAGUAAAUCAUCAUGCCAUGACAAUGAUUACUGUAGAACUUGAAUGUUGUGUCAUCCUACUGGACAAUUUAUGCAAUGUGUGGAAUUAAGCCUUGUGUCCUUUCUUGUUCUGGUGUUGCACGAGGUCACCGAACUUACCUUUUAAGCUGCUACUUGGCAUUUUUCUCAAACUCAGCUACCCUUUGGUGUCUUGGCAACUUCAACUUUGAAGAUGGGUGAAUUUCUUCCAGUUCUCGCGGAAGUCUGGUAUUUAUUGAAUCACUGGUAAUUUCACCCCGUUCUGUUCUGCGCCCCGUUGAAAAAUAUUCUCAUUUCACUUUCUCUCGUUUCGUUUUCUCAGAACUGUUUCUCCAACUGCCAGUGGAUUUGGUGGGUAGCUUAUAGUUCAGUUUCCCAGACUCACUAGGCAGUCUAAAAAUAUUUGAUGAUGAUGAUGAUGAUGAUGAUGAUCAAUUUAGCCCUGCUGGUUCGAUUCUUGUGUGGCAACCAUGCUGGGUAAUAGAAAUUCAAAUUCAUGCGCUUUUUAACAGCUGGAGAAAUGAAAUUUCAGCUCCAGCCAGAAUAUGUUGUGUCAUGGAGAAAAUCAGAAAGGGUUUACGUGAGUAAUGUAGGCAUCUGAUAUACUUGUGUGGACAACAUUUACACGUGAAAUCAACCAUUUGUCAACUCUUUCAUUUCCUCAAAAAGAGUGUUCAGUCCAACCUAGAGGCGUGGUUAGAUUUCUCACAUUAUAACAUUAAUUUAUAGCUGAGUUUCAUUCAGCCCUGUAAUCGGAAAUACUGUGCAGAUAUUAGCGAUAUGCCCUCUGUAACAUGGUACUUAGAGUAGUCGAUUUGUACAAAACGAAAAUGUAAAUCAAGUAUUUUGUGGUAUGUACAACACAAAUUAAUUUUACACAGAGAAAGAUGUUUCUAGGGAAAUGGAAUUCUGAAUAAUUCAUACUAUUUCUUUGUAUGAAAAAUAAAAUAUAUUUUACCAAA